Cuscuta campestris is the source of this 3404-nucleotide messenger RNA. The record is from the annotation of a GenBank genome assembly. NCBI's taxonomy places the organism in Eukaryota, Viridiplantae, Streptophyta, Magnoliopsida, Solanales, Convolvulaceae.
CAAAAUGGAUGAAAUUCCCAUUUUCUCAUUCUCCCUUCUUUACUACCUCGCGGUGUGAAACUUAACUGCGAGCAAAAUCUCUGCACUUUCUCAUUCUCCCCUUCUCUCCCAGAUCCCCCCUCUCUCUCGUACAGUUUCAUCUCACGGACCUGAAUUCCAGUUCUAAGAAGAUCUCCUCGACGGAUUGCACGCCGCGCUUCUGUGGUUCCGAUCAGCAUUGAUCUUCUCUUGGAUCUACAGGGCUGGUCGUUUUUUAUUUUGAAUCUCCGAUUCAUUUCUUCAACCAAUCGGCUUCCGUUUCACAUAAGCGAACAUGCCUCUGAAGUUGGAGAUCAAGAGAAAAGUUGCUCAAAGAUCAGAAAGAGUAAAGUCUGUGGACCUGCAUCCAACAGAGCCAUGGAUAUUGGCAAGUUUGUAUUCUGGGACUAUUUGCAUCUGGAAUUACCAAACACAGACUAUGGCUAAAUCUUUUGAAGCGACUGAACUACCAGUCAGGUCAGCAAAGUUCAUUGCACGCAAACAGUGGGUUGUUGCUGGUGCAGAUGACAUGUUCAUUCGGGUUUACAAUUACAACACUAUGGAUAAGGUUAAAGUAUUUGAAGCCCACACAGACUACAUCAGGUGUGUUGCUGUCCAUCCUACUCUCCCUUAUGUGUUGUCAUCAUCUGAUGACAUGCUUAUAAAACUCUGGGAUUGGGAGAAAGGAUGGGCAUGCACUCAAAUUUUUGAGGGCCAUUCCCAUUAUGUGAUGCAAGUAACGUUUAAUCCCAAAGAUACCAACACUUUUGCUAGUGCAUCUCUUGAUCGAACCAUCAAGAUUUGGAAUCUUGGCUCCCCUGAUCCAAACUUCACAUUGGAUGCACAUCUGAAAGGUGUAAAUUGUGUAGAUUAUUUCACCGGUGGUGACAAACCUUACUUGAUCACUGGCUCCGAUGAUCACACUGCAAAGGUUUGGGACUACCAGACGAAGAGUUGUGUGCAAACUCUAGAAGGACACACACAUAAUGUCUCUGCUGUAUGUUUUCACCCCGAGCUUCCUAUUAUAAUAACGGCAUCGGAAGAUGGUACAGUUCGCUUAUGGCAUUCAACAACGUACAGACUUGAAAACACUUUGAAUUAUGGGCUUGAGAGGGUAUGGGCUGUUGGUUACAUGAAAGGUUCAAGAAGGAUUGUAAUUGGUUAUGACGAGGGUACUAUUAUGGUCAAAAUAGGCCGAGAAGUACCAGUUGCCAGUAUGGAUAACAGCGGGAAAAUCAUAUGGGCAAAGCACAAUGAGAUUCAAACUGUCAACAUCAAGAGUGUGGCAUCAGAUUAUGAGGUUACUGAUGGAGAAAGGUUGCCAGUGACUGUCAAAGAAUUGGGAACUUGUGACCUAUACCCACAGAACUUAAAACAUAAUCCCAAUGGAAGGUUUGUUGUUGUCUGCGGAGAUGGUGAAUACAUUAUAUAUACAGCUCUGGCCUGGAGAAACAGGUCGUUUGGAUCUGCACUUGAUUUUGUUUGGUCAUCUGAUGGGGAAUAUGCUGUGAGGGAAAGUUCUUCAAAAAUCAAGAUCUUCAGUAAAAGUUUCCAGGAGAAGAAGAGCAUCCGUCCCACGUUUUCUGCUGAGCGCAUAUAUGGGGGCAUUUUAUUGGCAAUGUGCUCAAAUGAUUUUAUUUGCUUCUACGAUUGGACUGACUGCAGGUUAAUACGUCGGAUUGAUGUAAAUGUCAAGAACCUUUAUUGGGCUGACAGUGGCGAUUUACUGACAAUUGCAAGUGACACAACAUUCUACAUUCUUAAGUAUAAUCGUGACGUUGUGUCUGCCUAUUUAGAAAGUGGAAGGCCAGUUGACGAACAAGGUGUAGAAGAAGCUUUUGAAGUUCUUUAUGAGAUCAGUGAACGGGUUCGAACUGGAUUAUGGGUUGGGGAUUGUUUUAUUUACAAUAAUUCUGCCUCGAGGCUCAAUUAUUGUGUUGGUGGUGAGGUGACUACGAUGUUUCAUUUGGACCGCCCCAUGUACCUGCUGGGGUAUCUCGCAAACCAAAGCAGAGUGUAUCUAAUUGACAAAGAGUUCAAUGUUGUUGCCUACACUUUAUUGCUGAGCUUGAUUGAGUACAAAACCCUUGUGAUGCGCGGUGAUCUUGAACGAGCUAAUGAAGUCUUACCUUCAAUUCCUAAGGACCAUCAUAAUAGUGUGGCCCGUUUCUUGGAGUCACGAGGGAUGGUUGAGGAAGCAUUGGACGUUGCAACAGACCCUGACUACAGAUUCGAACUGGCCAUACACCUUGGAAGACUAGAGAUUGCUAAGGAAAUUGCUGUAGUUGCCCAGAGUGAAUCCAAAUGGAAACAAUUGGGGGAACUUGCUAUGUCUACAGGAAUGUUGGGUAUGGCAGAGGAUUGUCUGAAACAUGCUAAUGACUUGAGUGGCCUGUUGCUGCUGUAUUCUUCUUUAGGAGAUGCUGAUGGAAUAACAGAAUUGGCUUCUCUUGCUAAAGAGCAAGGGAAAAAUAAUGUUUCAUUUCUUUGCUUGUUUCUACUCGGUAAAGUCGAUGAGUGUAUUCAGCUAUUAGUUGACAGCGGUCGUAUACCUGAAGCAGCAUUUAUGGCACGCUCAUACUUACCAAGUAAAGUCUCUGAAGUAGUUUCUAUUUGGAGAAAAGACCUCAACAAGGUCAACCAGAAAGCUGCUGAUGCUUUAGCCGAUCCUGAAAAAUAUCCAAACCUCUUUGAGGAUUGGCAAGUUGCACUUGCGGUUGAAUCUAGCAUUGCAGAGACCAGAGGCAACUAUCCACCAGCAGCAGAAUAUUUAAAUUAUGCCGAUAGAUCUAGAGUCAACCUUGUGGAUGCUUUCAGGAAUAUGAGGAUUGAGGAAGGGGAACACCUUGAAAAUGGAGAAUUGGACCAUGAGGUUGCAGAGCAGAAUGAAGAAGACGAGGUUCAGCUGGAGGAGGUGGUGGAUCAAGAUGAAGACGAUAUACAACCAGUGGUGCAGGGAGAGCCGGUGGUAGUCUCCGGGGAUGCUGAAUCGACAGAUGGAGUACUGGUUAAUGGAAACGAUGAGGAUGCUGAUGAAGAGUGGGGUAUGAAUAAUGAAGGAAAACAGUCAGCUUAAAAGACAAUUGGUUGGGCUGCUGUCAAAAUCCUAGUUUCUUUGCUGUGCUUACACAUCACUGAUUUCCAAUCAAAGCAAUCGGUUCUUGGGUGUAUGCAACUCAUUCUUAAGUGCUUUCUUAUUCUGGACCGAAAAAGGCUUUAUAUUUAUGUUUUGGCAAGAAUCUUUUGACCUUGGCCUCGAGUGACCUUAAAUGACAUUGGCAUUUUGGGGCUUCUGCAGUCCUCCGUUGGUAAAAUUGAUGGUUCUUACCCCCCCCCCCAAGAUCACCGACUUGGCCGGGUCAAAUCAAUGAAGUGGGGUGCGCGGG